UCCUCGGUGAAAAGUGGUACGCCCCAUGUCACUCUGGAACCAGGAGAGGGAGGGUCAACAUGGCGUCUGAACAGGAGAGUUCCAAUGGGCCCAUGAAGAAGUCCAUGCGAGAAAAGGCUAUAGAAAGACGCUGUAUCAACAAGGAACACAACAGUAACUUCAAAGCAGGCUACGUACCCAUAGAAGAAGAACGUCUUCAUAAAACAGGGCUGAGAGGACGCAAGGGAAACAUGGCUGUUUGCAUCGUCAUCCUCCUCUUCCUCCUCGCCUUAAUUAACCUCAUUAUCACUCUGGUAAUAUGGACAGUGAUUCGAAUCGGUCCGAAUGGGUGCGACAGCAUGGAGUUCCAUGAGACUGGCCUACUGCGUUUCAAACAGAAGGCGGACAUGGGCAUCGUUCAUCCAUUGCACAAGAGCACAGUAGGAGGUCGCAAGGACCAGGACCUAGUCCUUGUCGGCAACAAUAAUCCGGUUGUGUUCCAGCAAGGCACCACUAAGCUGAGUGUUGAGAAGGACAAGACCUCAGUUGUCAGUGACGUUGGCAUAUCCUUCACAGACCCCCGCACACAGACCACAUUCUUCAGCACAGACUUUGAAAACCAUGAGUUCCAUUUGCCCAAAGGAGUCAAAGUUCUCAGUGUUAAAAAGGCUUCCACAGAAAGGAUCACCAGUAGUGCAUCAUCUGACCUGAACAUUAAGGGGGACAGCAAGGCCAUCAUUCGUGGAAACGAGGGUGUCAACAUCAUGGGCCGUACUGUAGAGUUCAAAAUGGGUGGAGGCAUCGAACUCAGAGCUGAGAACAGCAUCGUCCUCAACGGAUCAGUCAUGUUCAAUGCUACACGCAUCCCUAAUUCCGCAGGUGAUGUGUAUUUCGAUGAAGGCAUGGAGAGGUAUAAGCUCUGCAUGUGUGCAGAUGGGACUCUGUUCCGUGUGCAGGUGAAAUAUCACAACAUGGGCUGCCAGACUUCAGACAACCCAUGUGGAAAAGCUCACUAGGAGACCUUUCCACAGAGUCUGCUUUUACAUCUCACUACAGUCUGUCGCCACUGUCAAAUUACAAAUUUGCAAAUAUAGAAACUUCUAUAAGACAUAAAUCAUGACUUGCACAUCUCUCAAUACCUACACCCAACAAAUUCUGUAUUCCUCGUGUUGGUUGCUAAACAGGAAUUGUGUUACAGAUUGUUGCCACUUGGCCAAAGAUACAAACAUACUCUUAAGUUCUGAAUUAUUUUAUUGUUCUGCAGGUGUGCCAACUUCAUCUAUGAAUGUGUAACGCCAUUUCGGUACAUAACAUACCACUCCCAGAUUUAAAAUCAUAGUGUGGUUUACACUGCCAAUCAAUAGGAAUUAGAAGCUACAAUAUUUACUUUUUGCCUUACCGUCCAGUAUAACUAAUAUACAACCCUCGUAGACGGGUUGCAUAAGAUUCUAUUUGCUCAUGUGUUGGGUUCUGGCAGCUUUGUUUGACACUUAUUUUGUUAUAUUCACCUUUGACAAGUGACACCACAUGAUUAUGAUUUACUUAACGUUACAUUUGGGAAGAACUGAAAAACAUAUGUUUUAAGCCAUCAAGUAAUGCUUAGGUAGAGUAUUUCUUUGGACUGUCUAUAUGCACGUGCCAAUGGGUUUACAAGAGAAUAUAAUAUAUAUGUAAUACUAAUUUUGUUGCAGAUCCUUUUUUACAGCAAAAAUAAUACAAUAUUGAAAAUCAGAAGGAGAAGAUAUGCUUGAGAUGAAUGCAGUUUGAAGCCUAUAUAAAGUGUUUUGAAUUUUGUGCAAUAUAGGAUAACAUAUUUGACUUUCA
Molecule: messenger RNA, 1803 nt
Organism: Etheostoma cragini (Arkansas darter)
Lineage: Eukaryota; Metazoa; Chordata; Actinopteri; Perciformes; Percidae
Gene: sgcb
Product: sarcoglycan, beta (dystrophin-associated glycoprotein)
Exons: 6
Coding region: 60-995 (311 amino acids)
Biological process (GO): muscle organ development
Cellular component (GO): sarcoglycan complex; sarcolemma
Source: RefSeq, a predicted model, not a curated record